Mercurialis annua (annual mercury) is the source of this 651-nucleotide messenger RNA. RefSeq lists its product as uncharacterized. The record is from RefSeq and is a predicted model, not a curated record. Bases 1 to 651 code for a protein of 216 amino acids. The transcript has 4 exons. Lineage: Eukaryota; Viridiplantae; Streptophyta; Magnoliopsida; Malpighiales; Euphorbiaceae.
AUGGGUAACUGCGUAUUAAAAGGUUUCAGUGUGACUGAAGUAGAAGAGAUGGUAAAAGUCGCGACGACAAACGGCGGAAUCAUGGAGCUCUUCGCACCCAUUACGGCGGAGAGCAUAACUAACGAUUUCCCCGGCCACGCCAUAUACCGUAGCCUAGAUAUUUUCUCGCCGCCUCUACUCCACAAUGAAGAGUUACAGAGCGGCCUACUUUAUCACCUCCUCCCUCUCGCCACCACUGACAAUAAUACGUACACUUCUUCUUCUUUUUCUUCUUCUUCGUCGUCCGAUUUUGGCUCCGUAUCUAGUGGGGUUUGGAAGGUGAAGUUAGUGAUAAACCCUGAACAUUUAACGGAGAUACUAUCGCAAGAGGCGAGGACAGGGGAGUUGAUAGAGAACCUGAGAACUGUGGCUAAGUGUGGAAAUGGUUUCAACUAUUCGGUGGAUGCUUUUGAUCAAUCAAGUGUUUCUAGCAGCUGGAAAGAUCAAUUGAGGUCACCAAAUUUUUCUCAAAUUACAGAAAGGGAACAACUAAAGUUAUCUAAAGCGAUGAAAGAACGUCUCGCCAAAAAGUCAAGAAUGGAGACUUUAUUAUGCAAAGCAAUCAAAAUAAAGAACUUCAAGGAGGAGCUUGUGACUUCCGAACUUAAUUAA